Fraxinus pennsylvanica is the source of this 1812-nucleotide messenger RNA. Lineage: Eukaryota; Viridiplantae; Streptophyta; Magnoliopsida; Lamiales; Oleaceae. The record is from the annotation of a GenBank genome assembly.
AUGGCUAUCCCCAUCUCUUCAGCACCACUAUUAAACCACGACGUCGUCCAUGGCUCCGCAGACUUCAAAGGCCGCCCUGUAACCCGAUCCCAGUCCGGGUGUUGGAAGUCAGCUUUCUUCAUCAUAGGUGUUGAAGUAGCUGAGAGAUGUGCAUACUAUGGAAUACUUUCAAAUUUGAUAAGCUAUUUGACCGGCCAAUUAGGCCAAUCCACCGCGAAGGCAGCGGCAAAUGUCAACCUGUGGACUGGAACGGCUAUGCUUACUCCGCUACUGGGUGCUUAUGUGGCCGACUCCUUACUCGGUCGAUACCGGACCAUUAUUAUUGCCACUGUCCUCUAUAUACUGGCACUAGGCACUAUGUCCAUAUCUGCUGUUGUUAAUUCAUUCAAUUCUUCAGACUGCCAAAUUACUGCAGCAUAUAAGGCAGCAUGCUCUCCGCCGCAGUUUCAAGUUAUUUGCUUCUUCUUCUCAUUGUAUUUAUUUGCACUAGCACAAGGUGGGCAUAAACCUUGUCUUCAAGCUUUUGGAGCUGACCAGUUUGAUGAGCAAAACCCAAAAGAAUGUAAAGACAAAAGCUCCUUCUUCAACUGGUGGUGUUGUUUCUCGAAUAUAGGUGUUGUAGUGUCUCUCUAUGUUUUGAACUACAUUCAAGACAACCUAAGUUGGGGUCUUGGCUUUGGAAUCCCGUGCAUUCUCAUGUGCGUUGCCCUAAUUAUGUUUUUGCUUGGAACUACGACUUACCGAUUUCGCACACAGAGUGAAGAAGCAAGCCCAUUUUUGAGAAUCAGUCACGUGUUCCUAAAUGCGGCUAGAAAUUGGCGGACUACCCCGGCAGAAAUAUCUAAGGAAGAGGAUGCUCUGGGUAUUCUGCCUUAUCAAGGUUCUAAACAGUUCAGGUUUCUUAAUAAAGCAUUUCUUGCACCUGAUGGUUCAAUGGAAGACGGGAGGGUUUGUAGUAUCCCUGAGAUUGAAGAGGCAAAGGCAGUACUGAGACUUGUUCCAAUAUGGAUUACAUGUUUAGGAUAUGCAAUUGUAUAUUCACAAUCCUCGACUUUAUUCACCAAGCAAGGAGUUACUAUGGAUCGCCAUAUCACGUCUAGUCUACAAAUACCAGCUGCUUCAUUUCAAUCUUUUGUGAGUGUUGGAGUUGUCGUCUUUAUUCCAAUCUAUGACCGUAUUUUCGUUCCAAUUGCAAGAUCCAUUACUGGGAAACCCUCCGGCAUAACAAUGCUUCAACGAAUUGGAACUGGAAUACUUUUAUCUUUUCUUUCCAUGGUAAUUGCUGCUUUGGUUGAGCUGGAACGUCUGAAAAUUGUUGUCGAAUAUGGACUGGUGGACCUGCCAAAUGCAACAGUUCCAAUGAGUGUGUGGUGGAUGCUACCUCAGUACUUGCUUUUUGGAAUUGCAGAUGUAUUUACCUUGACCGGGCUCCAAGAAUUCUUCUACGACCAGGUUCCCAAUGAACUGAGGAGUGUUGGUCUUGCUCUAUACCUCAGUAUAUUUGGCAUAGGGAGUUUCUUGAGCAGUUUUCUUAUCUCUGUGGUGGAGAAAGCCACCAGUGGUCCUGGUCAAGAUGGUUGGUUUUCGGACAACCUUAAUCGGGCUCAUAAUGACUACUUCUAUUGGCUACUGGCUGGGAUUAGCGCUGUUGCAUUCGUUGCCUACUUGUACUUUGCAAAAUUUUCGGACAACCUUAAUCGGGCUCACCUCGACUACUUCUAUUGGCUACUGGCUGGGCUUAGUGCUACUUUGUUUGCUAUCUACUUAUACUUUGCAAAAUCUUAUGUCUAUAAUCGAAAAAACAGUCUUUGA